ACCAACCAACAAACCCAAACAACCAACUCAACAUGAAGUUCCUCAUCUGUUUGACCCUGUGCAUUGCCGCCGCCCAGGCAGGAUUCAUCGCAUCUCCAGUGGCCACCUAUGCCGCCACCUAUUCCGCAGCUGCUCCCUUGGCCUACUCCGCUCCGGUUACCACCUACUCCGCACCAUCAUACUCCACCUACGCCGCUGCCGCCGUUCCCGCCUACACCGCCUACUCCGCCUUAAGUGCUCCUGCUUACACUGCUCCUGUGACCACAUAUGCCGCUGGAACUGCCUAUGCUGCUCCCAUCACCACCUACGCAGCUCCCGCUGUCGUCAGCUCUUUCUUGAAGAAGAAGUAAACAGGACUCCUGCAAAAGACAUAAUGACUCACCCAGGCAAUUGAUCAAACAAAAUAAAAUUAUUAUAAAGCAAUCUAUUAUAACUAAUCAUCUUAAUCUACUUCAUUGUGUAAACCACAAAUCCGACUGAGAAUCCCCUCUCUUUAAAAGGCGCAAAAUUAGUUGAUGGGAGAAAUGAAAGGCACUAGCUUAGCAUAACUUCAGGGGGAAAAUUUUAACUAAAUGUAUAAUUCACUUCAUUAAAAGCAGGAACAUCCAAAGAAAAUAGAUAAUUUGUUAUUAUUAAAGGCACAUUAUAACCGGACUUACCUUCAACAUUACAAUAGAAAAACGCUUAAAGUACCAUAUUUUAUUUCAACUUUAUUAAAUUGCUACUUUACGAUCAGCUCUUUGAAAACU
Molecule: messenger RNA, 749 nt
Organism: Drosophila melanogaster (fruit fly)
Lineage: Eukaryota; Metazoa; Arthropoda; Insecta; Diptera; Drosophilidae
Exons: 1
Coding region: 33-350 (105 amino acids)
Source: RefSeq, marked reviewed